GUUCGUGAGGUGCGAGACGCACGCAAUAUUAGGCACGGUGUGCUCUCCAUCAAGGACGCCACAAUUGCACGAAGGAAGAAAAAAAAGCGUGAAAGCUCCGCCGCGGCAGUUUAACCAAGACACAAUCGCAGCCGGCAUUUAUUCCUCAUUCGAUGCCUCGGAAUUCGGUACGGGUGGAUCGCUUCGUCCUACAAGUGGUUGAGACUGAUAUGAAUGUAUGAGGAUGCAUUUUAACGAAGGAAGCGCCCUGUCGGCGAUUGUGUUCUGGUCAGCGCAGUGGUUUCGAGCUCUGACCACUUUGACCAGACCUUUCUCCGAAUGGAUUUUAGAUGCCAUCUACUCACUCUUUGUGGGUCCAACGAAGGUGCUUCCUCCCAUCGAGAACAAAAUUCUUCUUCUCUCCGCAGUCCAAUUAACCGAACGAAUUCGCAAGCGACAAAUAACCUGCGAAGAAGUGAUGAAGGCUUAUAUAUCACGCGUCAAGGAGGUCGAACCCCUCAUCAACUCGUGCGUUGACCAACGCUUUGAGGACGCGUUGAAGGAAGCUCAAGAAGCAGACAGACUCAUUGCCAGCGGAAGUAAGACAGAAGAAGAAUUGGCGAGAGAAUUGCCUUUACUGGGUGUUCCCUUCUCAUGCAAAGAAGCUAUCGGUGUAAAAGGACUGGCACAAACGAGCGGUCUUGUGUGGGCAGCAGAUAGAAAAUGUGAGGUCGAUUCGGACACUGCAGCUCUCUACCGGAAAGCAGGUGCCAUCCCGCUGGUUGCCACAAACGUUCCUGAGAUGUGCAUGUGGUGGGAGAGUGCCAACAUUGUGUUCGGAUGGACAAAGAACCCCUACGACAACAGGCGGACGGUCGGAGGCAGUUCUGGUGGGGAAGGUGCCAUUUUGACAGCAGCUGGAGCUCUUGUUGGAAUUGGUAACGAUAUUGCUGGAAGCAUAAGGAUCCCAGCCUCUUUCUGUGGAAUAUAUGGCCACAAGCCUUCCAAAGACCUGAUAUCAAACGACGGACAUUGGCCUGAAGAUGGUGAAGAAUACGACCAAUUCGUAAGCACAGGACCAAUGUGCCGGUACGUCGAAGAUCUGCCACUCCUUGUAAAAAUACUUUCAGGCGACAGACUGAACAAGAUACGGAUGGAAGAGAAGGUGGAUUUCAGAAAAGUAAAAAUAUUUUACAUGGAAGAAUUUCCUGGAUUGCUGCUUUCAGCCACUUCCGACAUAAAAGCGGCAGUCAAAAAAGCAGCCACGCACUUUGAGACUGAGUAUGGAGUUCAAGCAGUUCGGUUAAAUAUUCCAGAACUAGCCCUUGCUUUCUACAUGUGGGAAUGCAAACUACUGGAAGCCGACGGACCUCCAUUUAAAAGUGCUUUGUGCAGACCGGGUGAAGAUAGGGAAGUCAGUCUGUUCUGGGAGUUCUGCAAGAGCUUAGUCCGUAAAUGUGAGCACACAUGGCCUGCACUCUUCUUUGCAACUGUUGACAGGCGAGAAAAGGACAAGUUUUACUACAAAUGUCUUGAAGAGUACAAAAUUCUCGAAAGGAAGCUGAACGAAGCUCUUCAGGGAGACGCCAUUCUCCUUGUACCCACCAGUCCCGAUCCUCCCCCGCAUUACUUGAUGACAAUCCCGAAAUAUUGGAAUGUUGCAUAUACCUGCAUCUUCAGUAUCCUGGGUUAUGCAUCCACUCAAAUUCCCACCGGUCUGAGCAAUGGAUUGCCGAUUGGGAUUCAAGCAAUCGGAAGACAGUACCAAGAUCACUUGACGCUAGCUGCUGCCGUGGAGCUUGAUAAGGUUUUUAGGGGAUGGAUUUGUCCUUGUCCUAUAAAUGUAUGAAGUCAAACUGGUACUUACGAAUUUUAGGGUGAAAAACAUUAAUUAGGCGUAACUUAUGCAUGAUUCACCAGUUACAACGAAAAAGCAAGGAGAACUGACCAUAAUAGCUUUCUACCUGAAAGUUUUAUGUUCUCUGAUUAUAUAAUCUCGUUAAAUAAUGAGAAGGAUCUGUUGCUUUUAUAUUUACUGUAGUGGAAGCUACUGUAACCAAGGACAAAAUUUACUUUUCAAUUUUAACUGGUCUCUGGGAAUGGAUAAACGAUUUUUUUUUUUUUUUCUUUUUGGCAGAAUGUACAACUUAUCAUCUAAUUUGGCAAUUUUUCUCAGAUGAAAAUCUCAAAGCUUUCAACUUCAAAAAAUUUUUUUUUAAAAACCUUCUUUUUUGUCCGUUUGUACAACACCCCGUUCACUCCGCGGACAGGUGCCUUUGUACCCGUGGACCUACAAGAAAUAAUAUAUAAAUAGGUCUGAGAAACUCAAUUAUACUUAAUACAUUUUUAUAAGCAUUUUAUAUUGAAAUACUUCAAACAUCCAUUGAAAAUAACAUUAAAUAAAUUAUCCUAUAGAAAUUAAACUUUAAAAAUUAAUCGAAGGUUUUUUCCCUUUUUUUAAAUUUUAGUUAAUUUUUGACAUCAGUAAACUCUUUAAAAAAGUUUUUACUCUUAAGAUAGUUAAUGAUGUUAUGAAUAAUUAAUAUGUUUUUAAACAAAAAAAAUAACUAGAUUCAUCAUAUUAUGGCUCUCUAUGUACCUACAUAAUAAGCUCAAUUUAUAUGCAAAUUGAAACCUUUAUCCAAAAUUAACCCAUUAAAAAAAAACUCAAACUUCAAAUUCAUCAUCAUUGUUGAAAGCAAAUUUCGGACGUUGAUGACCAGGCACCAUUUUGAGGUACUUCACAUUGUAAAAAGGCUCACGUGUGACCCAAGGAGACUAAAAAUUGCCGUCCGUGGGUACAUAUGGUUAUGUGUCCUUGGGUACAAAGGUACGCCAUUUUGGUUUUGCAAGCCAGUCACAUCGACAAGACCACAGUUUUGCAACAUUAAAAAUCAGAAACAAAACCUUCAAAAUAUAGAGAAUCAUCAUACCUACAACAAAAAUGAAUAAUACAAUACACGACGGACGAAAAAAAAAGAAAUUGCUCAUGUUAUUUUUUACUUAGAUCCUACUAAAACCGAAAAAAUGUGAUAGAAUCUUAAAUCUUCGUUUGAUGGGGUUGAAACUUCCCGGGGGUACUGGAGAGGGCUGUGACACACACGUUGAACCCCAAUUAGGCUCUCUCUCGACGAUACCCGGAAUUUCCCGAUCGACGUCCGUAGGUACAACUGUCCGUGGGUACAGCAGCUUCCCCUACAUUUUGAAUUGUUAUUUAUCUUCCAAAGAAAUCUUAUUUGUUUGAAAAAUUAUUGCUAUUAGCAAUUUGUCUUCCAUUUUGUAUUUUUAUGAUUUGAAUCGAUUUCCAAGUUAGUGUUAUACAAUGUUCGUAUUUUUUUAAAAAAACGCUUGUGAAAUCAUUUCAACUUCUAAAUAUUUCACUUCAUUUUCUUCUGUUGUUCAAAGCACUAUAUGCUUCUUGACUCUUCUUCCUUGUGCUUAUGUUUUUUGUAUCCAAACUGUCAAUUUCCAUGUCUGUGAAGAUAUUUGAGUAUUGUUUCAAUAAUCAGUUCAUGUAACAUAUUAAGAGCAUAAAUGAAAAUUUUUAAUAAAAUCAUUGAACUUUUAUAA
Molecule: messenger RNA, 3549 nt
Organism: Uloborus diversus
Lineage: Eukaryota; Metazoa; Arthropoda; Arachnida; Araneae; Uloboridae
Product: fatty-acid amide hydrolase 2-B-like
Exons: 8
Coding region: 218-1828 (536 amino acids)
Source: RefSeq, a predicted model, not a curated record